CACCUAUUGUCAUGAAGCGGGGUCUAGAUCACAUCGCCAAGCCAGAGAGUGGUUCACGCAAGAGUAUCCCGCCUCCGCGAUUGUCAAGCACCCCCAAGAGUGGGUGUGUAACGGCGGACGAGAAAAGCGAUAACGCAGGGACAAAGGAUGAUGCGGGAGAUUCGUCGCCACACGGAAAUGUAACGGGUCCUGCAGAGCCAGAGCCAAAAUGCGCAAGCGCGCUUCGAUGCACGGACGUACCGCAGGAAGCUCUCCACGAUGACUAUCUUUCUGACGAUGAAGAGGCAGUUGAGACGCUGGCUCUGAGCAGACGUGAAGAUCAUGAAAGCUUCGUCAAAUUUCAGCAGCUGGAAACCUUUCUUCAGAGUUUGUACCAGGAGGACGAGCGAAGUCUAUGUGAGGAACCCGUUCUGAAUACCCUUAAAGGAUGGAAAAAGUGCUUCAAGAAGUUUCGUGUGCUGGCUUGUACGAAAGCCGUUCCCGAGCUUGAUUUCGAUUUGAAACAAAAUAGUGUGAUCGGAUUCAUGGGAUACAUAUCUGGCCUGAUGAAUUUGCCGCAGCUGGGUUCGGCUAGCGAAGCCUCCACGCGUGACGCAGCGCGCCCACUUGUAAAAAAGUUGCGGAGUCAUGGAUUGCUCAAUGAUAACGGCAGCAAUUUUCAAGAGGCGGUCUUUGCUCUAUUUCUCAAGCUGUUCCCCAAGGACUUGUCAGGCGCGAUUCAGUUCUUACAUCAAAGGCAAAUGCAGACGCGGAAUCGCCUGUUUGUCGAGGGAGUCGAGGGCACUGAAGGAGACGGACAGGGUGGCUCAGGUGAAGAGGUGUUUCCCGCUCCAGGCGGUCGCGGUUCUAUUGUGUCUUCGUCGGUAUCGUCGCAGAGCACAACCGCAAAUCUCUUUCCGAGUAACAAAAAAGGGCUCGUGAACUUCAAGAGCGAUCGGGAACGCGUUAAGAAUUUUUCGAAGAAAUUGCGUCAGUACAAAGGUUUUGAAGCGUUCGCGCUGCAAGUCUUAGGACUAGAUCGCCCGAACUUCUACCGAGAUGCCUUGAGGCGGCUACUGCCGGAAGUGCAGGCACUGCAGAACAUUCACGAUAAUGUGGGAAGUUGCCCGCGGUGCAGACGGGUACCGGGAAAGAAAAGCGCAUCAGAUGAAUGCCAGGACAGUUAUUGUGUACCAAAGUGCCAAGACCCCUACGGCGAUGGCACUGCGUGGUGGUCGAUUGGUGACCGCUUGUUUGUGGGUUUGAUUGUGCGUCGCUAUCUUGAUAAUUUGCCGCGGCACCUACAUGAUUACCCCAGCUUUUCGGAUGAUGGACCGACGGAAGCGCAGAUAAACCGAUGCCGGGAGCUGCAGCAUGCUGCGGAAUCUGCUCUGCAAUCUUAUGCUAUUCGUUUUUUGAAGAAUGAUUCGGUUGCGCAGAGUAAUGUGCGAAUGAAAAAAAUACCGCUUGAGGACUUGCUCUGGCUGCACUUGCUGAAUGUUUUUGAUUUCGUCGCUUCGGACGCGAAGAAAGUCUUUACAAUGUGGCGCUCGCUCGACGUGGAUGCCCUUGGGAAGGGUGGAGCACACGUCGGCGCACUCUCUAGGCUACACCGCGCGGUCAAUGACCACUCGGUCCAGGGUGUGCGUCAAACACUUGACGCGAUCGCUACUCAAGAACGCAGCAACGACGAUGCAUCUCGCAGGCGCUUCGGUGCUUUGUUGAACUACCGCAGCCACUACGAAGAGAGCGCUCACGAACUCGCAGAAAAGUGGCAGAACUGGUAUGAGAUUGAAGGAGAAUGGACGGGAUGGCGCCAGGCGAUGACUCAGAUUUGCAUUCUUCUGGAAGAAGCGACGGAGAGUGUCAAAAGUUUGGCGACUUUUUUAGCUUGGAGGACGAGGAAUCAAAACCAUGGCAGGAGCACGCUUGGAGGUGCGUGACAUUCAAGAGCAUGUGACGGAAUUGAAGCUUUUCCUUUUCCAGCUCCGAACUUCCUUUUUUCUUCGUACACAAAACUCAGUGCAGAGCAAAAUGAAUUUUUUUGGUCCGUUAACGACCACUAUUUUGCGGCCGAUCCAUGUUUUGCUUAUAUCUUCUAGCACUCGUGAUCCUUAAUCUUCUCGCAGCCCGCUUUUUAUAUCAUCUAGCAACCUGAAUCUUGUUCUUUUCUUUUCUAGCAAGCCGCUUACUUAUAUCUUCCCACAAUUCCCUUAUAUCAUCUGGUAAUUCGCUCAUAUCUUCUCGCCAGUCCCUCAUAUGCGUCACUGGUACAUCUUUCAUGUUGUGAGUUAUCAACUCAUUGCGGUCCACCGUAUUACUCUAACCCAUUCUUAUAUCUUUCCUCUUCUCGUCUAACUCCAUGUGAUAGUGAGUGGAGAUUCAACUGAGCAUGGAUGUAUCCAUGAAUAACAUGUUGAUCAUGAGCGACAACGCCGAGAUUGGGAUGGCGCGUGCUUCAAC
Molecule: messenger RNA, 2442 nt
Organism: Amoebophrya sp. A25
Lineage: Eukaryota; Dinophyceae; Syndiniales; Amoebophryaceae
Source: the annotation of a GenBank genome assembly